Messenger RNA from Pseudocercospora fijiensis CIRAD86, 4356 nucleotides. RefSeq lists its product as uncharacterized. Gene Ontology annotation, biological process: mitochondrion organization; pantothenate biosynthetic process; protein quality control for misfolded or incompletely synthesized proteins. The record is from RefSeq and is a predicted model, not a curated record. Bases 1 to 4356 code for a protein of 1451 amino acids. The transcript has 17 exons. Gene Ontology annotation, molecular function: ATP binding; ATP hydrolysis activity; metalloendopeptidase activity. NCBI's taxonomy places the organism in Eukaryota, Fungi, Ascomycota, Dothideomycetes, Mycosphaerellales, Mycosphaerellaceae. Gene Ontology annotation, cellular component: mitochondrial inner membrane.
AUGAAUGUCGACGUCCACGGACUUCGCUUGGCGGGUUGGGGGUGGAAUUUGGGGGGGUUUUUCGGCUCCGCUCUUUCCUUGGACAGAGGUUACUCUUUCAUCGCACCGCACCAUAGUCGGAGCACAAAUCUUGAGGUAGUCAACAGGAUCAGACCAAAAGAGCAGCGGUUUGGGAAAGAACGAUUUUCAACACAUCAUCUGUCGACAACAAUUGCAAUGGCGUCCGGCGACAAGAAGAUCAAAGUCUUGUUAUUUGGUCUUGGAGCAAUCGGUGGCUUCUACGCUUUCGUGCUUGGCAAGAAUGACAAUGUCUCGCUCUCUGUGGUCGCUAGGUCGAACUACGAUGCUAUCAAGCGAGAUGGCCUAACCAUUGAAAGCGACAACCACGGCAAACACAAGGCCAGCAUUGAUCACGUCUUUAAAUCCCCCUCUGAUGCGGAUUUCAAAUUCGACUACAUUGUUUGUGCUCAUAAAGCUAUCAAACCAGCAUCAUUCCCACCUCUAUUCAAAUCAGUCGCCGAUCAAAAAACGACAUUCGUAAUUAUACAGAAUGGAGUCGGUAAUGAGGAACCUUUCCGAGAAGUCUUCCCUUCUUCCACGAUUAUUUCCUGCGUUUGCUGGACUGGAGCCACUCAACAUAAAUCAGGUAUUAUCACACAUUCCACGAACGAACGACUCGAGAUGGGACUGUAUCCAAAUCCAACGAUAGAUUCUGCUCUAGAGCAAAAACGAUUGGACGGCUUCGCAAGCCUCCUCAAAGCCGGGAACAGCCCUUUCUCAAUCGAGGAGAAUAUUCAGAUUAAGCGUUGGGAGAAGGUUGUGUGGAACGUGGCUUGGAAUCCCCUCACAACACUCACUGGUCUUCAAGUUCAGAAGUGGCUCAAGACUUCGCCGGAAGCCAUGACCUUCACUCGGAAUCUCAUGGAGGAUGUGAUCAAGGUUGCAAGGAGGCUAGAUGUACCUCUCAAAGAUGGUCUUGCAGAAGAUCUCAUCAACAGAGUUCUACCUAUGCCGCUGAUAUUCAGCAGUAUGUAUGUGGACGCCAAGGAAGGAAGGCCGUUGGAGAUUGAUGUGAUUGUCGGAUUCCCGAUGAAGAAGGCGAAGGAGUUUGGGAUGGAUGUUCCGGCGCUGACAGCAGUCUAUGCUUUGACGAGCGCUGUGAACGCGAGGUUAGAAGAGGCGCAGGCGCAGGCGAGCAGGAGGGAGGCUGAUAGACAUGUUAUGAUGAGAGAUAGACGAAGGCGUGGUCUGCUCCCAAUGAAAAUGGAGAGUCAUGGAAGAGCCUCGUCCCUUAGUCAGCGAGGGCGCAAUCGGAUUGAGGCAUCUGCAUCUGCACCUCCGUUCUCCGUUCUGUUCUGUUCCUUCAUCACCACCAGUGCCUUGCGCACUUUUCUUCCGCCUGUGUUAUUAUCGUCUUGCAAAACGUCUGCGCCUGUUUCGGAAUUCGGACCGGCGACUGCGACUUGGACUGGCACCGGCACUUUUUCAACAGGCAGGCGGCGCACUGCCGCGGGACACAUAAUCACCAUGGCAUUUCAAGCGGCUCCUGAGAUGUUGCCAGUAAUGGUCGAAGCGAUGCGAGUGUCACUCAGAAGUAUUGGAUCGGCGGCGGCGGCGGCGGCGAGGACGGAAAAGAAGGCAGUGAGCAAGUCAGAAACACAUACCGACGCCGAGGCGAAACAGGUGCCAGUGAGGCAGAGGCAGCGGGCAGAGAUGCCAGAAUACAUGUCGACCGCACCACUUGGAGCUCUUCGACAUCAGAUGCCCUCUGCGUCAGCGCUUCAGCCCUCAUUCUCCACCGCAUCUAUACUUUCCGCCAUGCCUCGAGGCACGCUCCGCUAUGCGUCACCACUCACUCGCACUUUCUCAUCGCUGACUCCUCUAGCCCGAUCAUUCUCGACUACCACCCGCUUCGGACCUCUCACUCUGCGCGCACCAUCGAAGACUACUUUCGUGGGCUUCUCUCAGCAACGCACUCUCUUUGGCAGCUCGUGGGCAUCCAACAUGAAUCGCAACCUUCUCGCACAUCUGGAACAGACUGCCAACAACAAUCCUGGCAGUGCAACGGCCCAGAAUGCCUUCUAUCAAGCUUUGCUUCGCGCCAACAUGCCCGAGAUUGUUGUCGAGCGCUAUCAGACCGGACGCUACGCUACGAACCCUGCAAUCGACCAGACCUACACCAAGGCUUUGGAAAGAGUUGGUGCUGCUGAGCUUGGCGGGAGCGGACUUGGUGCAAUGAUGGGACGUACACCUGCUGGUAACUCGCACAAUCUGAGCAACGAGCAACUGCAAGCUAUCGGCCAAGCAGCGUCUAUGAAGGCGACUGGAGGCAAUGUGAGCAUUUCGAAGCAAGGUUCUGGCUCAAAGAGCGAGCCCUUGUACGUGGUCGUGGACGAGAGUACCAGCUCCACUAUUUUCAAGUGGGUCAAGUUCUUCUUCGUCUUUGGCUUGGUUGCCUACUGCGCUCUGGUCGUCUUCACUCUCUUGAUUGAGGCCACCGGCAUGCUUAAGCGGGCUAGCGCUGCACAAAUUGCCGAAGCGAAGCCUGAGCUACAGACUACCAAGUUCACCGAUGUCCACGGCUGUGACGAGGCUAAGGAGGAACUGCAAGAGCUGGUUGAAUUCUUAAAGGCGCCACAACGGUUUAGUACACUAGGCGGCAAGCUUCCCAAGGGUGUGCUCUUGGUAGGUCCUCCUGGUACGGGAAAGACACUUCUCGCUCGUGCUGUGGCUGGUGAAGCGGGAGUGCCAUUCUUCUACAUGUCCGGCUCUGAAUUCGACGAAGUUUAUGUUGGAGUCGGUUCCAGGCGCGUCCGUGAGCUGUUCGCUGCUGCUCGCGCCAAGAGCCCUGCCAUUGUCUUCAUCGACGAGCUUGACGCUAUUGGUGGCAAGCGCCACGAACGUGAUGUAGCAUAUGCCAAGCAGACACUGAAUCAGCUUCUUACAGAACUCGACGGCUUCGACCAAACCUCCUGUGUUAUCGUCAUUGGAGCAACCAACUUCCCGCAGUCUCUGGACAAAGCUCUUACUCGACCUGGACGUUUCGAUCGUAAUAUUCAAGUGCCGCUUCCCGAUGUUCGCGGACGUAUCGCCAUCCUGAAACAUCAUAUGCGAAACAUGAAGAUUGAUGCCUCUGUGGACCUUGCUGUUCUGGCCCGUGGCUGCCCUGGCCUCUCUGGAGCCGAGUUGGAGAAUGUAGUCAAUCAGGCUGCAAUACGUGCCAGCAAGAAUAUGCAGCAGAAGAUUACCAUCAAAGACCUGGAGUGGGCAAAGGACAAGAUUCUAAUGGGAGCUGAGCUGAAGUCGUUUGUUAUCCAGGAGAAGGAUAAGCUCAUGACUGCUUACCAUGAAGGCGGUCAUGCUCUCGUCUGCAUGCUGACCGAAGGUGCCAUGCCCCUAUACAAAGCAACGAUCAUGCCGCGUGGCCAUACUCUUGGUACUACAACGAUGUUGCCCGAACUCGACGAGAUCAGCCAAAGCAAGAAGCAGCUACUAGCAUCAAUCGAUAUUUCGAUGGGUGGCAAGGUUGCCGAAGAGCUCGUUUACGGCCCGAACAAUGUUACAACUGGUGCAUCGAAUGAUAUCUCGAAUGCAACACGCGUCGCAUAUCACAUGGUUACCCAAGCUGGUAUGAGCGACUUGCUUGGCAAUAUCGAUCUCGCCGACAACUACGCAGAACUCUCCACCAAGACCAAGGAGCAAAUUGAAGACGAGGUGCGGCGCAUUGUCGAAGAAGGCCGUCAGCGUGCUGUUAAGCUUCUGACUACUAACAGAGAAGCUCUCGAUCGCUUGGCAAAGGCGCUCGUUGAAUACGAGACCUUGACCAGAGAAGAGAUGGAAAUGGUUGUGCGAGGCGAGAAGCUGCCUGACAAGAUCAUCAGUGCUGAUGUUUCGGCACCGGUCAAGGCACCUGCAGCAGCAGAGCCUAAGGCCAAUGUGAUGCCGUCGCCUGUCGGUGGCAGUACUGGUUCAUUUGGCGCACCUCCUGGCCCGGCCGGCGAUGCUGGUGUGGCGGCAUCGACCAUAGAACAAAUUUCCAGCCUACUCGCGCUAUCGAGCGAUACUCUCGCUCAUAGCAUAGAUGGAGUCCGGAGCACAGACGCGAUGAUGGACGAGGAUCAGAAUUGGACUCCCAAUAUCCGGACCAUCGGAUCGAGCAUUUGUGUAUGUAUCUACGAGUACUCUUUCCAAAAGGCUUCACUCUUGAGUGUGUUCGCUUUCCAUUUACGCCACCCUUGCUACGGAGGCUCUAAGUACAUAAGCUGCAUGAUUGUACACGCACGCAUCAAAGCUUCUUGCUACCAGUCUGCAUGCACCAGAAACAAGGCUCUAUCUCUAGGCGUCAUGGUUGUGUAG